This is a messenger RNA of Pteropus alecto (black flying fox), 4707 nucleotides long. It is a transcript of the gene MROH2B, whose product is annotated as maestro heat like repeat family member 2B. The coding region runs from base 1 to 4707 and encodes 1568 amino acids. Lineage: Eukaryota; Metazoa; Chordata; Mammalia; Chiroptera; Pteropodidae. The transcript has 42 exons. The record is from RefSeq and is a predicted model, not a curated record. Gene Ontology annotation, cellular component: cytoplasm; acrosomal vesicle.
AUGACUCAGGGCAUGGAGGAAUCUGUAGAGAUUUUUGGAGAUAUUAACCUCACUCUCGGCAUGCUGAACAAGGAAGAUAAUAUUAGCAAGGAAGACAUUUAUAGCCAUCUUUCUUCAAUUAUUCAGAAUACUGACAUCUUGGAUGAUGCAAUUGUCCAAAGGUUGAUUUAUUAUGCUUCUAAGGACAUGAGAGACAACAAUAUGCUCAGGGAAAUUAGAAUGCUAGCUGGUGAGGUGUUGGUGUCUCUUGCUGCACAUGAUUUCAAUUCUGUGAUGUAUGAAGUACAAAGUAACUUCAGGAUCCUGGAGCUACCGGAUGAAUUUGUUGUGCUUGCCCUGGCUGAACUAGCAACCAGUUAUGUGUCCCAGAGUAUCCCCUUCAUGAUGAUGACCCUGCUCACCAUGCAAACCAUGCUCAGGCUGGCCGAGGAGGAAAGGAUGAAGGGAGCUUUCUGUGUCGCCCUGGAGAAGUUCAGCAAGGCCAUUUACGAGUAUGUCAACCACUGGAGAGAUUUUCCUUAUCCCAGAUUGGAUGCCAACCGACUAUCUGACAAGAUCUUCAUGCUGUUCCGAUAUAUAAUGGAGAAGUGGGCACCCACGAUCUCACCCACGCAAGUGUUGUCCAUCAUUAAGGCCCAUGGCCCCACAGUGAGCCUGCUGCUCCAUCGGGAAGACCUCUGUGACUACGCCCUGGGUCAGGUCCCCUGGCUCCUGAAUCAGUAUAAAGACAAAGAGAUUGACUUCCAUGUCACUCAGAGUCUAAAACAAAUAUUGACUGCAGCAGUCCUUUAUGAUAUUGGCCUUCCAAGGGGCUUGAAAAGAGCCAUCUUCAUCAAUUUACUCCACCAGGUGUGCAGAGUUCAAGAGCCUUCGGUAAAGGAAAAUGAAAUUGAAGCUUCCAGUUGCUUCCUCAUUCUAGCCCAUUCCAACUCUGCAGACCUGAUAGAAUUUUUUGAUGAACAGAUAAGAAGUACUAAUGAAGUCGUUCGAAGGGGAGUCUUGACUUUGCUAAGAUCAGCUAUCAGUGCUGAAGAGCCCAGGUUGAGGGAUCACAUCAUUUCAAUUGAAAGAACAGUCAGAUUUGUCAUGGGUGACCUCAGUAUAAAAGUGAGGAAUUCCACCCUCCUCCUCAUCCAAACUAUGUGUGAGAAAUGCUACAUCGAAGCCCGGGAAGGAUGGCCACUGAUCAAUUAUGUCUUCUCUCAGUUUGCAAUGUCCAACAAGAAUCUGGAGAAACCGAUGAAACCUAACUCCCAUGAGGAUGAAAAGGGGGAGAAAUCUGUCCGGGAAACAAGCCUCGAGGUCUUAAAAACGCUGGAUCCACUAGUCAUUGGAAUGCCUCAGGUGCUGUGGCCAAGAAUCCUGACUUUUGUAGUACCUGAAGAAUAUACAGAAACUCUGGAAUACCUGUUUAGUAUCAUCAGAAUUCUGAUUAUGGCCGAGGAGAGAAAAAAGAAUAAUGCCAUGGAGUCGACAGCACUUGUCAUCUCUACAGGAGCUGUGAAACUUCCUUCACCACAACAGCUACUGGCCAGACUUCUGGUAAUAUCUAUGCUCGCCAGUUUAGGGAAAUUAUGUGGGGCUGGUGCAAUAGGACUUUUGAAGAUAGUGCCUGAGAUAAUUCACCCCAAAUUGAUAAACCUAUGGAAAGAACGCUUGCCUGAGCUCCUGCAGCCUCUAGAAGGAAAGAACACUAGUAUUGUGCUAUGGGAAACCAUGCUGCUUCAGUUGCUCAAAGAAUCUCUGUGGAAGAUCAAUGACACAGCCUGGACCAUUCAACUGAGUCGAGAUUUCAACCAGCAAAUGGGCAGCUACAGCAACACCUCCGUUGAGAAGAAAUUUCUUUGGAAAGCCUUGGGAACCACCUUAGCAUCCUGCCAAGACACAAACUUUGUAAGCUCACAAAUUAGGGAAUUUCUGAUUUCUCCCAACCAACUGGGGGAUCAACGACAGGGAAUAACAUCUAUUUUAGGAUACUGUGCCGAGAACCACUUGGAUAUUGUUUUAACAGUUCUUAAAACAUUCCAAAAUCGGGAAAAGUUUUUCGUGAAUCGAUGUAAGGGUCUUUUUUCUGGGAAAAAAAGCCUGAGCAAGACUGACGUUAUAGUAAUCUACGGAUCCGUGGCCCUCCACGCCCCUAAGAGUCAACUACUCACCAGGCUUGAGCAAGACAUCGUAUCUCAAGUCUUGUUUCUUUAUGGCCAGUGCUCUCAGAUUCUGGGCAUGUCUGUGAUGAACAAGGACAUAGAUUUGCAAAUGAGUUUCACAAGAAGUAUCACUGAGAUUGGCAUUGCUCUCCAAGAUGCUGAGGAUCAGGGGUUCAAGUUUUCCUACAAGGAGGUGCUGCUCGGUCACAUGCUGGACUUCAUCAGGGACGAGCCCCUGGAUUCUUUAGCUAGCCCUAUUCGAUGGAAAGCCUUGAUCGCCAUCAGAUACCUCAGUAAACUGAAACCUCAGCUCUCACUAAAUGACCAUCUUAAUAUUCUUGAAGAGAAUAUUCGGAGGCUGCUGCCCCUUCCACCUCUGGAAAAACUCAAAAAUGAGGGCGAGACGGACAAAGACAAGGAGCACAUUAACUUUCUCUAUGAACGAUCCAUGGAUGCUCUAGGAAAGCUUCUGAGGACCAUGAUGUGGGACAAUGUGAAAGCAGAGGACUGUCAAGAAAUGUUUGAUCUUCUCCGAAUGUGGCUUGUUUCACAAAAAGAGUGGGAAAGAGAGAGAGCCUUCCAGAUAACCGCGAAAGUGCUGACAAAUGACGUUGAGGCACCAGACCGCUUUAAAAUUGGCUCACUCCUCGGCCUCCUGGCUCCUCACUCCUGUGACACUCUGCCCACCAUCCGUCAGGCCGCAGCUAGCUCGUCUAUUGGUCUGUUCUGUAUAAAAGUGAAGAUAAUAACACCAAAUCAUCUUAAAGAGACAUUAAAGCGGAUUGUUAGUAAACUCAUCCCAAACGAAGAAAUCCUCAUGUUCCUGGAGGAAACCCUGGAUGGUCUGGAGACCCUCAACCCUCCAUGUAUAACGGCCUGUGGCAUAUGGAUGAUUGCUAUCCUGAAGGAACAGGGAGCUGCUUUGGAAGAUCAGCUGUUGGAGGUCUUGAGCAUAAUUUACUAUCACAUGCCGGUCCUCAGACAAAAGGAAGAAAGUUUUCAGUUUAUGCUAGAAGCCAUCUCCCAGAUAGCCAGCUUUCACAUGGAUACAGUUGUUACCAACUUGUUACAGAAGACUCUGCCCUUUGACAGGGACACAAAGACAUUGUGGAAGGCUUUGGCGGAGAACCCAGCCUCCAGCAAUAAACUAUUGCGAGCCUUAAUAGACAAACUGGAGAACGCGCUAGAAGAAGACCUAGCCGGCAUGGAUGCAAUUGCAGUGGCCUGUGCUAUCCAUGAAGUGCUAUCAACAGGCAUCCCUGUCACAGGCUUGUACCCAGAGCUGUUCACUCUUCUCCUGAAGCUGGUCAGCUGCACACUGGGCCAGAGGAUGCCCACUUCUGCCUUGAGCCACAGGCGGCGGGUGAUGCAGAAGGGAGAACGGCAGCAGAUAGCAGACCCCUGCAGGCUCUCAACCACAACUCUGAAGUGUGUGCAGGCCCAAGCCAUGAAAGAAGGUCUUGCCAAAGAAUCUGAUGAGGGAGACAACUUAUGGACACUACUCAACAACCCCAGUACUCACCACAUAGGAGUAUGUGCGCUGGCCAGGAGCAUGGCAGUGUGGCAACAUGGAGUCAUACUGGACAUCAUGGAGCAACUAUUCUCAUCUCUCACCUCCUCCUCGGAGAACUAUCGAAUAACCGGCACAGCCUUCUUCUCUGAGCUCAUGAAGGAGCCAAUCCUUUGGAAGCACGGGAAUCUACGCGAAGUGCUGAUCUUGAUGGAUCAGAGUGCCUGGGACUCCAAUUCCAUUUUGAGACAAAUGGCCAUCCGAGGGCUUGGUAAUGCAGCUUCUGGAGCCCCUCACAAGGUGAAGAAGCAUAAGCAGAUAAUAUUGGAAUCUAUCAUCAGAGGUCUGUAUCACCUGGCCCGCACCGACGUCGUCUGUGAAAGCCUGAAGUCUCUAAAAAAGAUCUUGGAGCUGCUCACAGAUCGAGAUGUGAGCUUCUACUUCAAAGAAAUUGUGCUGCAAACGAGAACCUUCUUUGAAGACGAGCAGGAUGAUGUGAGACUGACUGCCAUCCUCUUAUUUGAGAAUCUGGCAUCCCUAACAGGAAGAAGGUGGAAGAUUUUUUUUGCUGAAGAAAUUAAAAAGAGCAUGGUUUCAUUCCUUCUCCACCUCUGGGAUCCCAAUCCCAAAAUUGGAACUGCUUGCCGUGAUGUCCUCAUCGUCUCCAUUCCUUUUCUGGGCCUCCAGGAGCUCUAUGGGGUGUUAGAUCAUCUCCUUGAUGGUCAAGACCUACCAAGAGCCAGGGAUUUCUAUAGGCAAUUCUGUGCAAAACUGGCCAAGAAAAACCAGGAAAUCCUGUGGAUCCUCCACACACACUUAUUCUCUUUCUUCAACAGCAGCUGGGAGAUUAUCAGGAGUGCAGCCAUCAAACUCACAGACGCCAUUGUUCUCAAUUUGACCAACCAAUACAUGGAGUUAUUAGACAGAGAACAACUGACUGCACGGCUUCAAACACUUCGGCAAGACCCUUGUAUCAGUGUCCAGAGAGCAGCCGAAGCUGCUUUGCAGACCCUCCUGAGAAAGUGUAAAGAGACAACCACUUUUCUGUAA